Papaver somniferum (opium poppy) is the source of this 1197-nucleotide messenger RNA. RefSeq names its product triphosphate tunel metalloenzyme 3-like. The record is from RefSeq and is a predicted model, not a curated record. Bases 289 to 903 code for a protein of 204 amino acids. Lineage: Eukaryota; Viridiplantae; Streptophyta; Magnoliopsida; Ranunculales; Papaveraceae. The transcript has a single exon.
CCACCACGAAAACAGAAUAAACCCACACAGAUAACAAUCUCAAAAGAAUAAAAAAAGAGUGAAUCUCUCUCAACAAUGCUGAGAAGAAAACCCAGCAAAAUCCAAGUCAGAAUCGAAGACAAAGAAGAACUCGAAGAAGCUCGUAAACGCUCUCUCGCCGCUGCUGCCGCCGCCGCUGCAACAGCAACCUCCAGUACCUCCGCAGCUGCCUAUCUCAACCAACAAUUAGAUCGUAACAAAGACCCAUCCACCAAAUCCCAUCGAAUUGGUCUUUCUUCAUCUUAACAAAUGGAAAUCGAACUAAAGCUUAAGCUUCCUGAUUCAACAUCUCAUCAGAAACUCUCAGAUCUUCUAUCUCCAUUUCAUAUCAAAACCCAUCUCCAAGACAACAUAUUCUUUGAUGGUCUCAAUUCAGAACUCUCAUCAAAAAGAGCCGUUCUCAGAUUAAGAUUCUACAACGACGAUUCUCUCUGUGUUGUUUCAUUAAAAGCUAAAGCUGUACUUGUUAAUGGUGUUAGUCGUGUUGAAGAAGAUGAAGAAGAGAUUGAUCCUGUUAUUGGUAGAGCUUGUGUUCUUGAACCAUCGAAACUUUUGGGGAUUGAAGGUUCUAGGGUUUUGAAAAGAGUGAAAGAUGAGUUUUUUAUUGGGGAUGGUGAGAAAGGGUUUGUUUGUUUAGGUGGGUUUAGAAAUGUUAGAGGUGUUUAUGACUGGAAGGGAUUGAAUUUGGAAUUGGAUGAGACUACUUAUGAUUUUGGGACUAGUUAUGAAAUUGAAUGUGAGAGUGAUGAUCCUGAAGGUGUGAAGAAAUUGCUUGAACCAUUUUUUAUGGAGAAUGGGAUUAGUUAUAAGUACUCCGAGGUUUCGAAGUUCGCUGUCUUUCGAUCCGGGAAGCUUCCAGAAUGAAUGAAUGAGUGAGUGAGUUUAUCAUUACAAUCUGUUUACUUGCUUGUUUUAUGUUCUAGUUUAAUCAAGAAUUUGACAUUAUGGUGUUGGCUGAAUAAUUUGUCUCAUAUAUUGAAUUGCAUUGCCCUAGACUCAGUAAGCUGUGGAUAGGGGUCGAUUACAUAUCUUUCAGUUUCAUAGUUAUAAGAGUUGGCAAGGUUUGAAUGGUUCAGCAUGGGAAGGAGACCUUCCUGUCUAAUGUGUUUUUAAUAGCUUAUCGAUUACAAAAAGAGAUAUGUUGGCUUGUAUUUUGAA